AUGAUUAGAAUAAAGGCUUCUAAGAUCAAUGAUGUAAUAUUUAGAGACUUUCCACUUAUUGUAUCCAGAAGUCAUUUUGCUAAUAGAAUUUUACAUAUAUUGUUAGAUACAACACUAUCAAGUCACAUGAGAUUGUUAACUAAAGUACUGACAAGAAAGCCAAAGGUUAUUCAAAAUAUAGCCAAUAAUGGAGUGCAUAUAAGGAGAUUGAAGGGACUUGCUUAUAUGAGUAAUGAAGCCAAAGAAUUAUUAAAAAAAUAUAUUUGUGAUAAUUAACUCAUGAUCUUAAAAAUUAGAUAGCUCUUUUCUACAAUAGCAGAGCCAGUCUCAGGAGGUAAAUAAUGGAUGAAGUUCUUUCAAAAUUCAACUGGGAUACAAAUAAACAUUGAAAGGAGUUUGAAAAAUGAAGCUUCUGAAAAUCUCAAUUACUAUGUUCGUUAAAAUUACAAGACUUUUAAUUAGGAAUAGUUGUUUUCAGCAUACAUUAAAAAGGAUUUGCAGUACGAAAUUUAAAAAUAAGUGUAAAUGGAAAUCUUAGAACGAUUUGCAGCAGAUCAAAUGAAUUUUAAUGAGAAUAUGCUGAUCACAUUUUUGAACAAGGAAGCUCAGAUGUUACCAGCCUAUUAUUCAGUAAUAGCAUAAAACCUCCUUUUAAAUGGUCUGAAGAUCUUUGAUUAGCUUAGUAUUUAUUAAUAGAUAGAAUAUAUGAGAUUAUGUUUGUAAUCUGGGUUUUUGCAUGGAGACAUUCUUUAGAAAUUCAUCAAAAAUCUAAAGAUAGAUGAUGAAUUCAUAGAAUCCUUAUCAUUGCUUUAAUUCAAAAACAUAAUGACAUUAUUUACACAUUGUGCUAAAUCUCCAUAUGAUUUUGGAUUGUAACCAGGAUUCAUAGAUUACCUGUGUAAUAAAUAUAUCCAAAAACUAAGUAAUUUUGAAUUGGUAGCAUCCGAAAUUAUGAAAUAUGAGUUUUCUCAACUCAUGAUAAAUUAUCAUUUUAGUUUUUUGAGUGAUGAAUAAUUUUCAGAAAUUAAGAUUGCCUAUGCAAGAAUACUUGAGAGAAUGUUCAAUAAGAAUUAUAAUUUUAUAGUCCAAAGAAAUUUGAAUACUAAGGAUAUUGUUCAGAAAUUAUUGUAACUUUAUCAACCUGAGGAUUUUAAAUUAUUACAAAUAUCCCUUACUCAUUUGAUUACCAAUACAAUUAACUUAGGAGAAUUAAAAGCUGACCAUAUGAUUUAUUCAUUGCCAUUGUAUUUUAGGUAUUUUAGUCCAUAACUGUACUCCUUAUUAUUAAAAUAAUGCCAGAAAUAGAAUUAAAAUUACAAAAUAUCGAAGUAUGACAUAAGGCAGUUUAUGUUCUUGUUGAAUAACAAUGUUCUUAAAGGGUUUCGCACCAUAAUGGAAGAUAAAUCUCCACUUGAUGAUGUUGAAAAUUAUAUGAAAAGCAGCUUCUCUUAAUACCUCAGCAAUAUUAAAGAUGAAGAACUGAUGAUUUUUGAGGAUACUUUCAAUCCAAGUAUGGAGUAAGAUACAGAACUUGAUUUUAAUGAUAGCGAAUAUGCUGAAAUCCUACCAUAUUAUCUAAAUAAUUACAAAACUUAAGAAACAUAAAAUCAAAUCAAUCAAAGGCAAUUUUUAAACAAUUUAACUCUAAAAUUCAAAUCCUUACAAAAAAGUUUAUAGUAGAGUGGAUUUCAAAGAAUCUCAAUUUAAAAAACAAAUAAAAGAGUUUCAAUUAUAGAGCCAGUUCUAAGUUACAUUGAAGUAUUAUAUUAUGCAUCAAUUUUAAUUCCUGAAUUCUAACCAUAGACAAAAAUAUUUAAAACUCCUUAGAUGUUUAAAUUAAUGAAUAAUCUUAUUAAUUUACCAAAUCUAUUAGAGCAUUUGUUUUAAGUGAAGCAAACAUGGCCUAAUUUAUUUAAUGAAGAAUUAAAAUCAAUAAUAACUACCAAUAAGGCAAAAAUAGAUGAGAUCUACAAUACUUGUUAAGAUUGUUAAGAAUUCAUUGAUAAAGUUGAAGGAAAAAUAGACUUAACUGAAUCGCACAAAUCUAGAAAGUUAUUAUAUACUAACAAAGCCUAUCAAGGAUUGUUGCAGUUAUUCAAUUUUGCUCGUCCAAAACCUCACAACAAAUUAUCUCCAAUUUUAAAAAACCCAUAUGAAGAGUACACAAUAGAAGAGACAUAUUCAGAUUAAGAAGUCAAUCUGUAUUGGAAACUAUCACAAAGGAGUGAUAAUUUAAUUUAGCAUACUCAUUUCAAAGAACUAGUGUGGUAGGCAAUUAAGCUUGAUAAGAAUAAAUGGAUUAUGAAUUAUAGUGACUUUCCUCAUCUGGUCGAUUUUGCCUGUCCGAAAUAGAAGGUUGUCGUCUUAUUGGAAGAGUACCCUCGUUUAAUUAGAGGGUUGCAUAAAGUGUACACUGUGGAGACGGAAAGGGCAGUGGAGCAUUUCUCUAGACUCGGAUACCAAGUUGUGUUUAUAGAUUAUAAUGUGUAUCAUCCAGAUACCGAGUAGAUGUUGAACAUUUUGAAAUAAAAGUUUGUAUUUCGUUAUAAUUGA
Paramecium tetraurelia is the source of this 2553-nucleotide messenger RNA. RefSeq lists its product as uncharacterized. The record is from RefSeq and is a predicted model, not a curated record. The transcript is spliced from 4 exons. NCBI's taxonomy places the organism in Eukaryota, Ciliophora, Oligohymenophorea, Peniculida, Parameciidae.